AUGGAAAACCGUACAACAGUGACGGUGUUUAUCUUAGUAGGAUUGACAGAGGACCCAAAAUUGAAGAUCGUGCUAUUUAUUUUCCUGCUUCUCACCUACUUGCUAAGCAUCUCAGGCAACUUGAUUAUCAUUACCCUCACUUUGCUGGAUUCUCAUCUGAAGACCCCUAUGUAUUUCUUUCUUCGAAAUUUUUCCUUCUUAGAAAUCUCUUAUACAACAGUUUGUAUCCCCAAAUUGCUUGUGAGCAUGGCAACUGGUGACAAAACCAUUUGCUAUAACUGUUGUGCAGCUCAGUUAUUUUUUGCCUUCCUUCUUGGUGCAUCUGUUUACCUCCUGGCCGUCAUGUCUUAUGAUCGUUAUGUUGCCAUCUGCAAGCCCCUGCAUUAUACAACCAUGAUGAGCAGCAAAAUCUGUAUCCAGCUGGUCCUUAGCUCUUGGAUGGCUGGUUUCUUCAUCAUUUUUCCAGGACUCAUCUUAGGCUUAAGCCUGGAUUUCUGUGACUCCAAUAUCAUUGAUCAUUUCUACUGUGACAUUGCUCCUCUCCUGAAAAUCUCCUGCACAGACACACGUUCAUUGGAAACGAUGAGCUUCAUCUUAGCUUUGGUGACUCUCUUGGUCACUCUGGUAUUAGUGAUUCUAUCAUACAUAUAUAUUGUGCUCACAAUUUUAAAAAUUCCUUCUUCCAACCAGAGAAAAAAGGCUUUUUCCACUUGUUCUUCUCACAUGAUUGUCAUCUCUGUCUCAUAUGGCAGCUGUAUCUUUAUGUACAUUAAACCCUCGGUCAAACAGAGGAUAUCCUUGAUGAAGGGAGUUGCAAUUCUCAACACCUCCGUUGCCCCACUUUUGAACCCCUUUAUUUAUACUCUAAGGAACCAGCAGGUGAAGCAAGCAUUUAAGAACUUGGUACAAAAAGGCCUGUCUUUAUCCAAGUAG
Molecule: messenger RNA, 933 nt
Organism: Equus caballus (horse)
Lineage: Eukaryota; Metazoa; Chordata; Mammalia; Perissodactyla; Equidae
Source: RefSeq, a predicted model, not a curated record